UAAAUAUUAUUUUUUGCUUCUUAUUGAUCAUCUCAAGAUUGACAUAGCUUAAGGCUCUAACAUGUCAAUAUUAUGCUCCCUGUCUUUAAUUAAACAUCUACUUAGCAAAAUUAAACCCACUCAAGGACAUAUUCCUUGCACUGUAUAUAUAUACACACAAACACAGAUACUGUUCAGCAGAUGUAAACUUGCAUAGUUAAAAUAUGUGCUACCAGAAAUGUUAUGCUUCAACUUUGAAAUGAUCUUGGUGCUGUAUAUUUUACUAGUGGUGGUGGCUGGAAGUAACAAUCAAACCAUAAAUGACAAUGGGAUUGCUAUUGAUAUCAACCCAACACAACAGCCAUCAACAACCAAAAACUUGCUUCAACAAACUUCAAGAACCAGUAAUCUGUCACUACAGUAUUCAACGACUGAUAACCUGACACAUCAAUCAGCAACAAAAAAUCUGUUACUACAAUCAUCAGCUUUUGAUAUUACAUCACUAAAAUCCUCAACAACUGAUGACCCAACACACCGGUCCACAGCAGCUAAUAACCUGUUAUUAAAAUUUUCAACAACCAACAGUCCGCAACUUCAAUCCUCAUAUAAGGAAGCAACCAGAACUGAAGCAGAAAAUAUGAAGUCUUCAGAACAAGAUGACCUACAAACAGCAAGUCAGAUCCAAGUAUAUACAGUAUGGAGAUAUGGCUGGCCAGUGACGGGUUGGGGGUAUCUUAGACCUGGAUGGGGGUAUUUUAGACCUGGAUGGGGAUAUCAUAGACCUGGAUGGGGAUAUCGUAGACCUCGAUGGGGGUAUGGUAGACCUGGUUGGGGUUAUGGCAGACCUUAUUGGUGAGAUAAGAAAUGCUUGUGGUAUCUAUAUAUUUUGAAAUGAUGCACCUCCUCCUACUCAUUUUCUUCUGUCAGUUUGUGUGAUGUCUGCUAUGUGCGUCAUUUGAAACAUGCCUUUUGCACUUAUGCUAUUAAAAUUUAGGAGAGACAUGAUGCUAUAAUUUUAUUUUUAUGUAUAAUUUCUAA
This is a messenger RNA of Zootermopsis nevadensis, 1017 nucleotides long. RefSeq lists its product as uncharacterized. The record is from RefSeq and is a predicted model, not a curated record. Lineage: Eukaryota; Metazoa; Arthropoda; Insecta; Blattodea; Termopsidae.